This is a messenger RNA of Trichoderma aggressivum f. europaeum, 513 nucleotides long. RefSeq lists its product as uncharacterized. The coding region runs from base 1 to 513 and encodes 170 amino acids. The transcript is spliced from 2 exons. Lineage: Eukaryota; Fungi; Ascomycota; Sordariomycetes; Hypocreales; Hypocreaceae. The record is from RefSeq and is a predicted model, not a curated record.
AUGGAGUACAGGUAUCAAGCAAGCCGUCGUGAUGAGGCCAUCGUGAGACCUGAGGCUCCCCCUCACAAACCUCACCGACUUGGAGAAGACGAGGGUGAUGGACAGCGUCGGUUAGGGGGGGGGGGGGAGAAAGGCCUGGUCAGCUAUGCCAACACACCCAUGUCAGCCCAACAGCGGGACAGCCCUUUUCAGGUUGCCAGCACGCCGGGUCCAUUCGUCUGCCUCGCAGGAUCAGCAGGGUUCGCUGCCAUCCGCGAUGCGGCCAAAACCCACCAGGGAGACGGGCAUGCCGCUCAGCGUGGCAUGGAUGGAUCCCAAGUGUCGAGCAUCUCUGGUCUGUCCUUGGGUCUUUGGGUCUUUGGGGGGGGAGGAGAGGAGAAAGGCUCCCCCCCCCCCCUUGCCUCGCGGCUCGCGGCUCGAGCCUGUCGUUCGUCUGCUGAAGACAGCGCGGAAGCCCGUCGAUUAGUCACCGGCAUCAUCAUGGCCAUCAUCAUCAUGUUUGCGCCUGUCUGA